Molecule: messenger RNA, 4772 nt
Organism: Amoebophrya sp. A120
Lineage: Eukaryota; Dinophyceae; Syndiniales; Amoebophryaceae
Source: the annotation of a GenBank genome assembly
AGCACUUGCGUUUCCUCUAGUUUCACUCUUUCAUCGAUAAGUACAUAGCUCCAUUUUCGAAUUAACACAAGUCAAGUGCUGACCUAUGCCACUUUAUUUCUCAUUGUUCGCGAUGGACAUGUCACAACUUGAAUCUCCUUUAGCUGAAGCUGCACAAGUUGUAGAACAGAAAUACAAUAACUGCAUGAAAAUUUUCUCCACUCGCACUGCAUGGCCAUUUUGUCGCGAUUUUCAGUCGCAAGGGAAGAGGCUAACAACGACGUUUUGCUUGCACUGCAAGGAGUCCACGAACACUACUCGACAAGAUGGGAGGCGGGAAUAACAAUCGCGGCAACAACAAAGGGGGCGGCGGAGGACAGCACGGUAAAAACAGCGGCAGCAGUAGCAAAAACAACAAUCAGCGGAACAAAAAGAAGGCCGACGACCAGACGACGCGCCCGGUCGCUUUCGACAAACGCAACUCUUCUUCCGCGCUAGAAAAUGACCCUGACACUAACAGCAAGCUCCAGCCGAUCGAGUGCCCGGUGUGCUGCGACACCGCGGUGUGCGCGGCCAUCGGCGUGGAGUGCGGACACUGGGCGUGCUUCAAGUGCCAACUGCGGAUCCGCGAUCUGGCGCAGUCAAAGGAGACAAAACGGAAGUGCCCGAUGUGCAAGACCACGAACAACAAACUGGUUUUCACCCAGCGCCCGGACUACUUCUUGCAAAACAUCAAGAACGACAACACGAACCGCUUCUACACGGAGGUGUGCCACAUCAAAUUUGACGAGUGGGGGCACGGUUUCGACAAGGAGAACAAAGCCUUGAUGCAAAGAGCCGUGGAGGAUUUGUAUUUGUACAAAUGUUGGACCUGCGCGCCCCCACAGCCGGCUUUUCAGACCCUCUGGGACCUGACCAAGCACAUGGAAAAGCAGCACAGUCGCUACUUUUGCCGAACCUGCUUGGAUGGUCGGGAGAUUUUUCUGGAGGAGCAGAUGUGCUACGCAACGAAAGACGAGUUGGAUUUGCACCACCGCGUCGGCGAUUCCGGGCUUGUCCCGAUCAAACCGCACGCGGACUGUCAGUUCUGCAAGAAGUCGUUUUUCACGCACCAGGAGCUGUACCAGCAUAUGAUUGUGGAGCACAUCACAUGUUUUUUGUGCUUCGAAGCGCACCGGGAGAACCGGUUUUUCAAGGACAUGACCUGCUUAUUCAACCACUUUCUCGCGGAGCACCACGUCUGCCGCUACGAACGGUGCAUGCGGGAAGGGAUAUUUUCCCAGGAGACCGUGUUCGCGCACGAGGCACAGCUGGCGCAGCACCGCAUCGCGGUGCACAAGAACCACAACGGACCAACGAAGGAGGAAUGCUACCGGCCGAAGCUGGAUAUCACGGUAAUUUUGUUAGAUCUUUAUUGCCGGCAUGAUAGUCUUAGUUCUUCCUAGAGAAUCAGAACUUGUGUAAAGACUUCUACUACAUCAACAAAGCGCCUGAUCGUCAUAAAAUUCUACACGAUCAUAUGAAUCGAAAAACAGGUUACCUCCACGCUGAACGGCUUGUCACACGCCCAAAUCAACGAUAAGGAGACGAUGGCGGCCAUGCCGCAGCAAGACAAGCCCAUCUACUUCACACACAUUCACAACCCCGAGCGACCUCCGAAAGAAGUGAUUCUCCCGCCGUUGCCCAAGAAGGAGGUCGUCGACCGAUAUCCGGAUCUCGGCUAUGGAAUGAGUUGGAAGGACUUUGAUGCCGCAAAGCACCGGAAAAAAGCACAGGAAAGGAAGAAGAAGACUGCAACUACCGGAGGGGGCGUGCAUCAAAACGGAGCUCCAGGGUCUCCGGAGCAGCACGUCUACGAUCCAAAUGCGCCUGAAGAUGGCAAGGAACAAGAAGGAAAUGUCAAGAACGGCGCGAGCACGCCCGAACAGCACCCCGUUGAUAGCGGCGACGCCGGCAGCCCAGCAGAGGACAGCGAAGACGACCAGCGGACCUUCUUGCGCGCCAACGAGUACGAGGCAGAGCAGCAACAGAAAAUGGUAAAAGCGCUGCCCGCGGAUUUGCUCGACCUUCCUCCCUCCGUCCGGAUGGACACGCAACUCCAGAAAAGCAGCUUCUUGCACGCAAUUGAUGCCGUUCUGGAGUGCAGCGUGGGAAGCGUUACGAAGUGCAAAGUGGAAUUGAUGAAAGAGUCCGUGAAGCAGCAAGCCGACGGCGGUGCGGCCGGACGGGUGGACAUUCCCGGCAUGAAAAAACACAUUGCGAUGCUCAGCCCGCUGGCGUUGGACUCGUUGUCCGAGAUGCGCGCGUUUCUGCUGCAGACUUGGGAUUCGAGGUUCAACACCGAGUUGAUCACGGGGCUCCGGCCGUUAUUCUUCCGCACUCUGAGAAAUGAAGACCACAAGGGCACGCCCGCGCAUUGGUUGACCUGGAAGUACCAGGCGCACAACGCUCUGGGGAAGCUGCGGGCCAUAUCAAAAGGAAAAAUCCCCCCUUCCCAUAUCGAAAACGGAAUUUGUGUUGCUGUAUUUGAGUACACAAAUCACAUUUGUGUUGCAGUAAAGGACUGCACGCAGAUCGUAAGCCUAAGGGGGGCCCUUGCUUUGGUGUAGGGCCUAGCAUGGCAGACGUCUGCCCUAUAGGCCUUCCAGCAUUACAAAUCGCCUGCAUAUCGUGGCAGACUCUCUGAGUUUGCCCUCUUGCAAGAGAGACAGGAUUUGUGGUCGCAAAUCAGCAUCACAAAUUUUUAGAAACAUGCCUUUUCAGUAUGGGGAGGGGGGAUUUUUCCUUACGAUAGGCCAACGAGCGGGAAUUGAUCCGCUUGUACGUGGGGUUCUGCCUGGAGCGGAACGUUACCAGCUACGCCGGCCUCGACCGCGCGAAGGAGUAUUUGUUUUGAGAUGUUUAAGAGCUGUAUUUAGUUUUUCAGUCUGUCGCGCACAAGGCUUCUUCCUACGUUUGUGAUGACGAGUGUGACGUCGACGUCAAUGAAUGUGUUUUCGAAAUCAAACUUGCAUCGCUCUCUUCAAACCCAACACAGGUAUCCCUCCCUCGAGCAGUCCGCGGUGUCUGCUGCGGCCAAGGACGCGGACGCGUUCAACCCAGAGCUUGCUUUCCGCCCGGAGCGACGGGGGGUCGCGGGCACACAGUGGCAGGGCCGCAACGGCGGGUUUAACGCCAUGGGCUCGCAGGAUUUUCCGGCGCUGGCGGAGACAAGGACGGUCGAUGAGGACGGAACGCCGCUGCUAGAAUUGACCAUGGCGGAGAAACUGAAACUGCAGGAGCAGAAGGAAAAGAUGAAGAAAACCGCCAAGGCACCGUCCACGGCGAGCAAACUCGGGGGAAAGAAACCCCAGCUGGACAACGAGGCGGAGUUCCCUUCCUUCCCGAUCGGUCUGCAGCCGCUCGGCGGGGGUGGGCCGCCGCCCGUGAAGAAGCCGGUCACCAAAAGUUCGGUGUUCGGUGCCGCGAGUCUGUCCGCGGGCGGCGCGUCUUCGUCCGCGGCGUCGUCCUCGUCCACGCCCAACAACGCGGUCGCCGCGAAGAAGAAAGCGAAGGUCGGACAGCCGAGCGCGGCAAAGGACAUCACGUUGAAUUCGAAUCCGAACGCGCCCGCGCCACCCCCGAUCGGACAACAGCAGCAAUCUUCCAGUUCCUCCAGCUCGUCCCGGCCGCGCGACGCAAGCACGGGGUCGAGCUCGCUGUUGAAGGGAAUCCAAGAAAAGCAGGAACUACUAAAAACCGCCUACGGCCCCACCAAGAUAAAAGACGAGGCCGCGGAGCGCGGUCAGGUGGCGAAGAAGCUGGGGAAUGCGGAAAAUUUUCCCGCGCUUCCCAGCAGCAGCGUGCACCAGCCGGCCGGAAAAAGUCGGGAUACCGGGGGCCUCUUGAAGGGGGCAAACAUCAUCUCGAAAAAGACCGGAACCGUGGUGCCGGUGCAGCAGGGUUCAAAGACGGCGCAGCUGCAGAAAAAGAAGGACCUGUUCGAUGACGACGACGACUUCGCAGACGUGAGCUUUGCACAGGUAUAGAGGGUUUUUGAUAUGGUCUGAAGUAAAUUUGUGUAGUUUGUUCGAAAGUAAGGAAUUCAGUUAAGUACUGUGUUCGUCCUUUUUUCCACCGAACAAGUACUGGUUGUUUAUCGCAGCGCAUCAUAUAAUCCAACAGGCUUUGGUGACUCAGUCUGGUUCUGCGGACGCCGAACCCGGGUCGCCUAGCUGGAAUAGCAAGAGGCCUGUAACUACAGCAAGCAAAGUUCCUGACGCGUGGGACGACGACGAGUUGUUUCCCACACUAAACGAGAAACAAGCCCCGCCCCCCGCGGGGGACGUUUCCCCAUCGAAGCCCCUAGUCGGAAAAGCGAAGCAACUCGAGGAACAGCGACUGCGGCAGGAGGCGCGCGACGCCAGGCUCGCUAAGCAACUGCAAGAUGCCGAGAACAAUUCGGCGGGAAAAACGGAGCAAGCACCGCCGAAGGCACGAGGGAGACAGAAAAAAACGCUGAUCGCGUGGGGAUAAAGGAAGUGCUAGCUUUUUGCCUGUGGAGCUGUAUCAUCUACGCAGAUUCAUCUCAUAUAGAAGCUGCGUAGUACGGAAUUUCCACUUCGCAAGUUGGAGCUCUCAAUCCCGGUUGUCUGUGAACUGCGCAUCGGAAUUCGCUUUUUGGGAGAUAAUUUCCUAGUUUCUCCUUCUCUUUUCACUGGUACGGGUACGUACUCGAGUUUUUCAAGCGACAAGUAUUUUAGUUUGUUAGCGACCGCAUACAAUCGGACAACGACAAGCGACAAUUGCGAACG